Penicillium verrucosum is the source of this 1185-nucleotide messenger RNA. RefSeq names its product IucC family-domain-containing protein. Bases 1 to 1185 code for a protein of 394 amino acids. Gene Ontology annotation, biological process: siderophore biosynthetic process. The record is from RefSeq and is a predicted model, not a curated record. The transcript has 3 exons. NCBI's taxonomy places the organism in Eukaryota, Fungi, Ascomycota, Eurotiomycetes, Eurotiales, Aspergillaceae.
AUGCUCAAGCCAACUCUGGCAUUCAUCUCUGUUCCACGUACCGAUCUUCGUGUUACAGGCCACUUUGAGCAAGAACUGCAGCCACUCUUAGAAAGACUCGAGAUUCCAGGGAUAACCAGUGACCGGGUGAUCGUCCCUUGUCUUUCUCAGCAAUUACCCUCUAUUCACCAAAGAUUCCCCAACGCCACCGUCCUGAAGCUCAUCGAAGAUUGUGCCGACGCUCAGGCGUCAAUGCGUACGCUGACCCUACGACCAGAGUUGGAAUUCAACUACCACUUGAAGCUCUCAUUAGCUUGUCAGAUAACUUCCGCCCUGCGAACUAUCACGCCUUGGACGACUUGCAGCGGCCCUGUUCAAUCAGAGCUCCUGGAGAAAUUGCUUCCAAAUGAUCUCUGGGUUUUCCGGGAGGUAGCAGCCGUCACAGGCAGCCAGGAAGAUUUCAACGACGCACGCCACCUUUCUUGUAUUCUGCGAGAUAGCCUGGAAACCAGGGCUCGGGAAAAUGAUGAAACUCUUAUCAUUGCUGCAGCAUUGGCUCAGAAGCCUAGUGGAGACGGUCGUAUAUAUGCAGAGAUUCUGUAUAGGUUGGAAACAAUCUCUCAGAAAAAGGAAUGGUUUCAAAGAUACGUUACAGUCCUGUUUGAGCUUGUACUUCCCCCGUUGGUUCAGUAUGGAAUUGGUCUGGAAGGACACGGGCAAAAUCUUGUGGCCCGUGUUUGCCGUCGGACAGGUCAAAUCAAAGGAUUUGCCGUGCGCGAUUUCGGAGGGGUGAGGAUGCAUGUCCCGACGUUGCGAAAUCACGGCGUGAGAUUUGAUUCACUGCCGCCAGGAGCAGCCACCUUAACGGAUGAUUUGCAGAAUGUCUGGAGCAAGGUGCAUCAUUCACUUCUUCAGAACCACGUCGGGCUACUGCUUGGGGCAUUGGGAUUAGAGAAUCAUGGCGGUUGGGCAAUUACCCUCGAGAUUUUAUCGACGGUUUUGGAGUCUGAGAAAGGCUCUCCCGGGGAAACCUUGUCCGAGUACUUUACCAAGGACACGAUGCCUUUCAAGUGCUUCUUGAGAAUGAGAAUGGAAAGCAAAUACCGUGACUACAUCGAGAGGGAGGUUCCUAAUUCGAUUCUCAUGGAUACUCCUCGAUGGGAGUCUCUAUUGGACACAUAUAGACCAUCACUACAUGCCACUUAG